UAGGACUUGUUUUGCUAGGAUCGGCGUGAGCAUAAGAGUAAGAAGUUCCCACCGAGUGGAACGACAUAUCACGGUUCUCCAGCACCUUUCACCACACUAAGAACUCAGUCGAAUUUCAUCCCUAAAAACAAGCAUUGUUAGCAAAGAGACCGCCAAUAUGCUCUACAAGACAGUCCUCUUCGCCUUCCUAGGUUUCACCGGCAUUGCCUCCUCUAUGGUUCUAGGAAACCGAGACUCUAGCGUCAGCAACCCCGUCGAAGCCAGAACCCCGCCGUCUAUCAUUGCCAUUGCGGACGUUGUGGAUGAGGCAGACGAAUAAAUUCAGCGAGUCACCUGUAUGGAACUGCGAGAUAUCAUGUUAGCUAUGAGGGCAAGGGUUUAUGGGUAGUGGGGAAUAUGAUUCUACUGUGAUUCAAUUGCGAACUCAUACUAUACCAAUUGAGAUAUGAUUAUGGAUAUUCGAAUACCCACACAUCUACCUAUGCUUGUAUCUCGAUGUGAUUUAACCUUAACUACGCCG
This is a messenger RNA of Annulohypoxylon maeteangense, 520 nucleotides long. RefSeq lists its product as uncharacterized. Bases 158 to 319 code for a protein of 53 amino acids. NCBI's taxonomy places the organism in Eukaryota, Fungi, Ascomycota, Sordariomycetes, Xylariales, Hypoxylaceae. The record is from RefSeq and is a predicted model, not a curated record. The transcript has 2 exons.